This is a messenger RNA of Pangasianodon hypophthalmus (striped catfish), 1244 nucleotides long. Its product is annotated as lysosomal membrane ascorbate-dependent ferrireductase CYB561A3. Gene Ontology annotation, cellular component: lysosomal membrane. Gene Ontology annotation, molecular function: oxidoreductase activity. The transcript is spliced from 6 exons. Bases 146 to 889 code for a protein of 247 amino acids. The record is from RefSeq and is a predicted model, not a curated record. Lineage: Eukaryota; Metazoa; Chordata; Actinopteri; Siluriformes; Pangasiidae.
UUUUGGUGUGAUGUCACCAAAAGCAGGAAACUUUCAGACUUUCAGACUCAGAGCACACAUUACGCUGGCACUUGUGUGAUUUCGACAUUUCAAAGGCUACUCACUUUUAUAUGCUUUAUACCCAUUUGGUGGGGCGGUUCCAGUGAUGAAGGCGACCGUAUCCUUUUACACAGCCUACCUGCUGUGUUUGGUGCUCAGCCUGGUGUGUGUGGUGCUGGUCGUCCACUGGAACGCCUCCUACCGCGGCGGCUUCUCCUGGGACGGGAAGGUCACGCAGUUCAACUGGCAUCCCGUGCUCAUGGUGGUCGGCCUGGUUGUGCUGUACGGAAACGCCGCUGUAUUGUAUCGUGUCCCGCUGACCUGGACUCAGGACAAACUGCCAUGGAAGAUUCUUCAUGCCUGCCUCCUCCUGCUUGCUCUGAUCUUCACCAUCGUGGGCUUGUGUGCCGUGUUCAACUACCACAACGCCAAUAAUAUACCGAACCUUUACUCGCUGCACAGCUGGGUGGGAAUCCUCACCAGCGCCUUGUUCGCCGCUCAGUGGGUUGCUGGAUUCGGAGCGUUCCUCCUCCCGUGCUCCCCCGUGCCUCUGCGCGUGUUCGUCAAACCCACUCACGUGUGGAUGGGAGCCAUUCUCCUGGUCCUCAGUGUCGUGUCCUGCAUCUCAGGCAUCAACGAGAAGCUGUUUUCUGUAUUAAAAAAGGGAACCAAUGAGACGCUGCCGUACAACCAGCUGCCACCGGAGGCGGUACUCGGCAAUUCACUUGGCGUCGUCAUCGUGGCUUUGGCGCUGGUCGUCCUGAAAAUCCUGUCCAAUCAGACUUGGCAACGUCCCGAGCCAAGGAACGAGGAGGCGGGCUACAGGCAACUGCCAGGAGACAACAGCUGAAGUCUCACAGCCUUUUCAUUUAGCUUUCUUGAUGGUGUCUGCGUCGGAUUACAGUCUGGAUCAGUUUAAUGCACAGAUACGGAGGUUUAUAUGAUGGGAGUGAUGAUUUAUUCACUUCUAGUUACACCACUUGUUUGUGUUUGGACAUUUCAUUUCCGUUUUGUAAGUGUGCAUUGCAUCAAAAAAAAAAACAAAAAUUAAAUAAAAAAAAGCUAAGCAUCAAAAAAGUGUGUUAGUAUGAUAAAUUAAUUAAAUAAAUAAAUAAAUAUGUUUAGAGAUUUGUGCUACAUUAUAUGAUAUAUGUGAAGUGAAAAUGUAAUUUAGGUUUUCUGUCAAUAAUAAAUAGCAGCAAUAA